CUCUCAUCUUCCCCACAUAAUUCCUAUAUCUAUACACCAAUCCGCCAUUAAAACACAGAAACCUAAACCUUCAUUUCCACCAUUUUCACCUCAAUUCAACCUCUGGACUCCAAUUCUCGAGCCACACAGGGCUCUGAAAUGCAUACGAGACUAUUGCCGUUGUUCAAACUAUUGUUGAUCGGUGGAGAAGUUGUUGAAGAAGCUGCGUGGGAGAAAGAACGGUGAAAUUGUUGCGAGAUUUGAACGUUUGAUAGUCAAUCACGGACUCCGGGUGACACAUCGAGAAAUUAGGGUUUCUGACUCUAUACUGUUUUUUUUUUCUGGCGAUAAUGGUGAAGGAUACGGUUACAAUGUCCGGUACCGAAGCAAAAUUCACGACGGCGACGUCCUCCGGCAGCUACGGCGGUGGCGGUGACGUGGAGUGUGUGAAAUGUGAGUGUUGUGGAUUGACGGAGGAGUGUACGCCGUCGUACAUUGCGGCAGUGAGGGAGAAUAACAGCGGCCGGUGGAUCUGUGGACUGUGUGUGGAGGCGGUGAAGGAUGAGAUGGAGAGAUCGUGUUCGGAAUCAGAGGAGGAAGCGUUGGAUCGGCAUAUGAGGUUUUGUAAGAACUUCCGCUCGUCGGUUUGUUCUCCGGAGAAGAAUGCCACGGAGGAUCUUAUUUCUGCUGUGAAGCAGCUUUUGAUUAGAAGCUUGGAUUCGCCGCGGUCAGGGUCCAGUCAGCCGGAGAGUUCUGAUUGCCGGAGGUUAUCGUCGGAUGCAUCGGUUGUGCGGUCAAGCGCGGGUCGUCUUCGUUUUGAUGGUUGAUGGGUUACCGGGUUUAAAAGAUGAUGAACUACGCCUGAACGAGACAAAAGAUAUCACGUGCAAAACGUUCGUCUUUUAGCUGUUAAAAAAUAUCUAUAGAUUUAAAGUUUAAAAUGAACGAAAUAUAUUUGAAAAUUUUAAAUGAGUAAAUUUCUUUUUCAUUCAUGGUGGUUGAUUAUUAUAUCGUUUGGUAUUGGAAUUUUAUUUACUACUUAUUUGA
Messenger RNA from Helianthus annuus (common sunflower), 1026 nucleotides. RefSeq lists its product as uncharacterized. The coding region runs from base 330 to 806 and encodes 158 amino acids. Lineage: Eukaryota; Viridiplantae; Streptophyta; Magnoliopsida; Asterales; Asteraceae. The transcript has 2 exons. The record is from RefSeq and is a predicted model, not a curated record.